GCGCGUGUGGUGUCGGCACGGAACUCAAGUUUAGUCCGCGCCUCGGGAUUCUACACGGCUCCUGGUGUGGCGAGCCAGCGGCAGACAAUACACGGAGAGAUCGUUCGCGCGGAAAAAAGGGUAAAACACCGCGUAAAAGUCGUCGAGUUCCCCCCGCGGAGUGUGGAUGUUUCUUUCGUUCACGUUUAUACGUUCGCGCUAUCUACCGCGAUGGUUGUUCGGUAAUCGUCGCGCUGUUCGCCGUGCCGAUUCUCGCGGAGGACCCGUCCGUAGAUCGAGAGUGUCGCUACGCUCGAAGGUAUGGGAACAUAGUGGCCACACGGAAGUAGAGCCGUGAUCGCGUUACUCGUUCGUCGUGAAUUUUCGUGGGAGCGACAGAAAAGCGAAGACAGAGGUACAUAAAUACGUACGUCGGCUGUAACUAAAGGUAGAAAGAAAGAAAAGGGAACUACAACAGUAAUCGGAUGAGAGCCGCGUGAAAUGUUGUGUACUAUGUGGGACGUCGCGUCGAGUGACAUCGUAGCCUGGAGACAAAAUGGGGCCCGCUGAUCGGGCCCGGAAGAACUCAGGGGUCCGAUUAACAACGGAGGUAUGGAUGUCAUCGGGGACGGGGACGAGCAGACCCUCCAGGCGAUUCUCGGACGGGGCGACUUCGUCGGAGGCAUAGACAACGAGGCCCUGGACUUUUCGCAAUUGGAAGACUUCAUUAACAGCGACAGCGAACAACCGGCCACAUAUUUCGCGGACACGCUCGCGCAUAACGAAAAUGGCGGCGGCACGACGACUCACAAUGGCCGGGUGGAGGGGCCGGUUCCUCAGCAACCACCGUCUCGACUACCCUCGCCGAUUACCCAGAAUCAUCCGGUGUCGAGCACGUGCACAUCCGGCACCACCACUGUGCCGAAUGGCGCCCCUUACAAGGAUCCGCAGUCGUACGUUCAUCCACACGCGUUACCGGAAAGUCCGCCGGACAGCGGCAGCGAACCACCGUACUCGCCGCCUGGACACAAUGAGACUCAACAUGUACAUUCGCCACAUCAAAAGGUAGCUCUCCAAGAAAUGCUCCUCCACCAUCAAGGUAGCCAGCCGAAUUACGCACCGAAUCUGCUACCCUCCUCGCCGAGAGCCUUAGCAUCGUCCGCGGAUCCACUGUUGCUCACCCACUCGGUUCUGACCUCUCACCUUCAGCCGGCCACGCCGAACCUUCAAACUCAACAGCCGAUAGGUCCGACGCUGGUCCCUCUUCCGCAUGAACACAGUCCUGGCAACAUCAAUACCUUGUACUCGUCGCUGCAGUCAGCGCCGAAGAAGAGGAAACUGAGCCAGGAUGGUCUUGUUCACGUCAAGCAGGUGCAACGAGAACCGGAACUGGGGACGGUGGAGCACAGUUGCAGCAGCAGCAGCGCGGUUCUCGACGGCGACGAGGUCGCAGACAACAGCUACAUCGACGCCAGCUACCAAUGCAUCCGAUUUCACCCCUUUCAGCAGACAUCCUGGCACGUUCUCUGCGACCACAAUCUGAAAGAGCUCCCGGUGCCGCAUUACCGCGUCGACGCCGACAAGGGAUUCAAUUUCAGCAACUCGGACGACGCGUUCGUGUGCCAGAAGAAAAAUCAUUUUCAGAUUACUUGCCACGCUCAGCUACAAGGUGAAGCUAUAUUCGUCCGAACCGGCGAAGGUUUGAAAAAGAUAAGUAGCUUCCAAUUACACUUUUAUGGCGUCAAAGUGGAGUCGCCGACGCAGACGAUCCGAGUCGAGCAGAGCCAGAGCGACAGGAGCAAGAAACCGUUUCAUCCUGUGACAGCUGCUUUCAGGGUGGAACUGGGUGGCGAACGCGUGACCAAGGUAACCGUUGGUCGUCUCCACUUCAGCGAGACAACCAGCAACAACAUGCGGAAGAAGGGGAAACCAAAUCCAGACCAAAGAUACUUCCAUUUGGUUGUUGGUUUGCACGCGCACACCGCGGACCAAGCUAGCUACCAAGUGGUGGCUCAUGCGUCGGAGAGGAUAAUCGUUAGGGCGAGCAAUCCAGGUCAAUUCGAAUCGGAGGGCAGCGGCGUCGGUGCUGAAGGGGGUUGGCAAAGGGGUGCUGCGCCAGACAGCGUUUACCAUGCUGGUCGUGUUGGAAUUAACACGGACAGGCCCGACGAAGCUCUGGUUGUCCAUGGUAAUAUGAAGGUGACGGGUCACAUCGUCCAGCCCAGCGACGCGCGUGCGAAACAGAACGUGCAGGAGGUCGACACGCGCGAACAAUUGCGGAACGUGCAGCAAUUAAGAGUGGUUCGUUACCGAUACGCUCCCGAAUUCGCCCAGCAUUCGGGCUUGGGUAUCAAGCAGCAGGAAGACACGGGCGUGAUAGCGCAGGAAGUCCAGCAAAUCUUACCGGAAGCUGUGCUACCAGCUGGCGACAUAGUCCUGCCGAAUGGUCAGAGAAUCGAGAACUUUUUGGUGGUGAACAAAGAGAGGAUAUUCAUGGAGAACGUCGGCGCCGUGAAGGAGCUGUGCAAAGUAACGGACAGCUUGGAAACCCGCAUAGACCAACUGGAGCGGAUAAACAAACGGCUGGCGAAGCUGAAGAGAGGCGACAGCCUGAAGAGUUCCAUUAGUACAAUAUCUAGUAUAUCAAGUAACAAAUACUCAUCCUCUAUGAAUAAUAAGACCGUUGUACAGGGAAAAGCGAAGAAGAGCGAGCGAGAGGACGAACUUCUUUGCAGCAACAAAUUUAUCCAGAUUAUUUUCGUUAUCCUUAUCCUUAUCAUGGCGUUUUGCUUAGUCGCAAUGGCAACUUUAUACUUCUUAGAAUAUCAGAAACGUAGCAGUCUGGAAUGGUCGGCGGUGGCCAGCAAUGGAAUGCUGGCGAUCAGACCGGCGCAUCCGUCGACGGUGUCGAGCACGCCUAAUUACGAUCCCCGGUAUAAUUCGCUGUUGGACAGCACCUUAUCGUCGUCUUUUACCAAACACGGUUCGCACACCAGAGGAUCGGACGGCAGUUUAUCCGUGAAGAGCAACGUGUUCUCCACUCAAGCGCCGCACACGAAGCAGCAGCUCUAUUCCCAAGAGAUCACCUGGUAUCCCAUCAGCCACUCGGGACCCCAGCCGAAGCUCGAGAAGAACAGCGAAUUCCCUGGCAACUGGCUGAGCAGAACAGGCGCGGGCGCUGUUCCCAGCAACGUGGACGAGAACGACCAGGGCUCGGACGUGGACUCGUCCUUGAGCAAAGGGCCCACCCCCAUCGGCAGACCUGUGAACUGUCCGAAACAUUUCACCGAAUUCGAAAAUCCUUGCCAGAUAUACUGUUGCACGGCCAAGAUCCAUCAGUUCGAGGAUCCGCAGCCGGAUCAUCCCCCGGAGAAGAAAUCCAUUUCAGAUCAUAUAGAGCAGCCACUGAACGUGCACGAGGAGAAACGUAAAAUCAGCAAAGGCUUCCAAAACGGUAUCAGCCCGUCGGAUCCGAGCACGCAGACGCUCGUGAAAGAGAAGCUCUAUUUGUUGCAGAAUAAUUACAAAUAUUUGCACAAGAGGACGCGAAGGGAGAAUGGCGGCGGUGAUUGGGGUGAGGUGGCCAGCAACGCGGCAGGUUCGUUGCCGCCGGAACCCAAGCCGCAGUUGUGGAUCGUCGCUGAGAGCUUCAACGCUUCCCUCGAUCAAAAGUAUUGCUCUGCGUCCUCGCAGGACUCAUCGAACAAUGUCACAUGCAUCGUGCCUCUGUCGAAGUACAUGCCGGACAUACAUCUUACCCUGCAUUUUGUCGGAAUGCCUUGGUAUUGGCAAGUGGUGCAACAGUGCUCGCUGUCGACGAACGCCGGCGUGGACGAGACCCUGAUAUGCAGUCGAAAAUACACGAUCCAGCAACCGGCGCAGUACAUGGAGAACAGCAAUCAGCCGGGCGAUCAAUCGUUCUCCCUCGACGUUGCACACUAUCUCAGGAAGACGUUGAGGUUUCGCGUGCCCACCGUGCAGCCUCAAGAGAAUAUUUGUAAAAACAAGCACGGCGUCGAUUACUCAGAGUACACGUUGCACUUUUACCGUGACUGCGACGAGUGAAGAAGAGUUUCUCAGUGUCGUCGCGCCUCAUGGACGACAGAUCGAAACGACAACAGUAUGAAAUCCGAAGAAGAAACGAUCGUCGAAUCUCAACAAACACACACACACACAGCUGGACCCCCACAACUCGUGCCUUCGUAACAACACAACGUAUUCCGUCUCUAUUUUGUCGAGCUAUCGAAUUAUACAUAUAGAGUGUAUAUGUAUGGUAACGUAUAUAUAUAUUAUCGAAAUGGA
Molecule: messenger RNA, 4281 nt
Organism: Megalopta genalis
Lineage: Eukaryota; Metazoa; Arthropoda; Insecta; Hymenoptera; Halictidae
Product: myelin regulatory factor homolog 1
Biological process (GO): protein autoprocessing; positive regulation of DNA-templated transcription
Cellular component (GO): nucleus; endoplasmic reticulum membrane
Molecular function (GO): sequence-specific DNA binding; DNA-binding transcription factor activity
Source: RefSeq, a predicted model, not a curated record